AUGGAUUCAUUGAAACUUCCAACAACCGCCGCUAACGCCCAGGCGUUCACAGCUCCAGGCUCCUUAUCUAUGCCACAAGGCAUACAUGACCCUAACAAUGGCAUGAUUAAGAAGGAUGAAAAUUCCGAGCUUGGCAUCAAGGAACCCAACGCUGAUGAUGCGGAUGGAGCUAUGUCGGGUAUCGUGCCCACACUUCAAAACAUCGUUGCAACGGUGAAUUUGGACUGUCGUUUGGACUUGAAGACCAUUGCCUUGCAUGCACGUAACGCUGAGUACAACCCAAAGCGUUUUGCUGCCGUCAUCAUGAGAAUCAGAGAGCCGAAAACAACCGCGCUUAUUUUCGCCUCUGGUAAGAUGGUCGUUACAGGUGCAAAGUCUGAAGAUGAUUCCAAAUUGGCAUCUAGAAAGUAUGCCCGUAUUAUCCAAAAGUUGGGCUUCAAUGCCAAGUUUACUGACUUCAAAAUCCAAAAUAUCGUUGGUUCGUGCGAUGUGAAAUUCCCAAUUAGACUUGAAGGUCUUGCCUUCUCGCACGGUACUUUCUCGUCGUACGAGCCGGAAUUAUUCCCUGGUUUGAUUUAUAGAAUGGUGAAACCAAAGAUUGUUCUUUUGAUAUUUGUUUCUGGCAAAAUCGUCUUGACAGGUGCAAAGCAAAGAGAAGAGAUCUAUGCCGCAUUUGAAGCCAUAUACCCGGUGUUGAGUGAGUUCCGUAAACAGUGA
Molecule: messenger RNA, 717 nt
Organism: Candidozyma auris
Lineage: Eukaryota; Fungi; Ascomycota; Pichiomycetes; Serinales; Metschnikowiaceae
Gene: TBP1
Product: TATA-binding protein
Exons: 1
Coding region: 1-717 (238 amino acids)
Biological process (GO): DNA-templated transcription initiation
Molecular function (GO): DNA binding; RNA polymerase II general transcription initiation factor activity
Source: RefSeq, a predicted model, not a curated record